AGGUUCUGUUACGCUCCUGGUAGUUCGCUUUAAUUUUCAUGGACGAUGCAUUCAUUUGAUUGUAUGAAUGAGGAGAGGAGUGAUAAUUGUAUGAUCAUGCCUUAGAUUCGUCGUCAUCUCCCUCUCGUACCUCAUCUUUGAUAAUAAACCUAUAUUAAGUGAAUUAGAAAAAGCAACAAAAAGUAGUAGUUCUAUUUUUUUAUCGAGCUGCUAGACGGAGUUUCUUUGAGAUAGAAAAAACAUGGACCUGGCACAAAGCACUGGUACUGCGUGGAUGUCGAAGCCGUCCGGUGGGGCGUUUGGUAUUUUUUGUCUUUUAUUAUUUUCAUCAUGUUAGCCCUGGACAACUAGGACAAGAACUCUAACUCAAACAUUAUCUUCUCCUAGCUUUUCUUCUAGGCUAUAAAAAUCUUGUUCUAGUAUUCUCAAAAACAAAAAUAAGAAGGAAGCCAAUUCAUGCCACAAUCAGGUGGUCCUCUCUCCUAAUGUUAAGUAAGUACCUGUUGACAUGGACAUCUACUAGGACAUCUUUAAUUUGACCUUUAUUUCCUUCCCACCACGAGCACGACCACCAGGUCCUCCGGCAGGGUCCCCUAUGGGUAAUCCUAUGGUAGCCAAUCAGUUUGGUGGCAAACCAUUUUUUAACGGAGCUCCUCAGAAUAUGGUCAUGCAAGGCGGACCCGGUGUUAAUAUUAUGAUGAAUCUUUUCAUAUUUUUUGUUUCCUAGAUAGGCGUGCUCCACCGAUAUUAUGAUGAAGCUGGAUUGUAAGUAUUUGUAGUUUAUAAGGAAUGAGUCUACAACUACAACUAAAAAUGUGCCUGUAGAAGUUUUCAAAAUUGAAUAAACUCAUCAUCACUACCAACUACUGUGAUCUCCACGAUUUUAACGCUAGUACCUUAAAUCCUUUAGUAACCUCGUCGUUGCGACCAGGCAUGAAAAAUGGUAUGGGUUUAAAUCAUCUAAUCCUCUGGGUGGUCCUGGAGCAGGAGGCAUGAAUGGUAUGGGCGGCGCGGCUCCAGGUACUGCGCCAGGCAUGAACAACAUGCAGUCGAACGGCUUUAAUGGUGGAUUUCAUGGGGGUAAAGAUUUCGGCUUUUCCGGUAAGGGAGAUUUUAGUGGAGGAAAGUUAUGCUGCGCUUUGUUGGUGGAUCAUUUGGAUUUGUAUCUAUACCUAUAUCAAGGGUUUCCGAAUUACAUCCCUCACUACCAUCCUUGGCUCCUUUUCAAGGGGAAAAUAGGCCAAGGAUGUUCUAAAGAAUGCAACUCCGCAACCUCUAACUAUACGCCUGACGUUGAUUUUUGGAGAUGUUGUACAUGAUGUAGCGCUUCUUGUUACUUAUCCAUUUCUUCAGUCAUUAUUUAAGCUAGUAAUGGUGGUUGCUAGCACAAGAACUUAAUCAAAUAGCAAUGUCUCCACAUCCUUCUCGCUUGCCUUCUGGUCCUCAAGUUAGAUUUUAGUGGAGGAAAUUUAUGCUCCUCUAUUUGUAAUCUACAAGUCAAAAAUUCCUUCUUUCUUAUUCAUAUUUUUUAAUACAAUAUUUUAUAUAUUCCAACCAAUCAACAAUAUAUUUUGUAUCCCAUGCAACAAUAUAUUUUGUAUAUUCCAUUCUUAUUCCAUCUCCUAGUACAGUGGCCAUACACCCAUCAUCCUCGGAUGCGAGCAGCGGGUACUUGUGGUGCUCGUUGUGAAGGAUCCAUAACCUACCCCAACCUAGCCCAUUCUUAUUCCAUCUCCUAGUACAGUGGAGGUUAUAGUGUUUUCUUCUAAGACGAUAUGUAAAUAUGAAAUUCCCUUUAUGGCAGGCUUCACAACCUAGGUGCCGGGGGGCUUUGAUGUGCAGGAUUCACAACCUAACCUAGCCACUUAUUCCUAUAGAAGCAGUUGUAGUUUGUUCUUCUAAGACGAGAUGGAGGUCCUUUUGGUGGAGGAAAAGACUUUGGUGACUCAGGCGGAUUUGGUGGCGGGUUUGGUGGUGGUAAAGGCAAAUUUUCAGGAGGAAAGUUUGGAGGUGGUGGUUUUGCUGGCGGAUUUGGCGGAGGAGCCGGAAAGAAGGGCGCCUUCGGAGGAGCCGGAAAGAAGGGCGGUAUAAAGAUACUAGAGGUUUUCAACUAGUAAUUUUGGUGUAGUGUAGAUGUAGAACAACUAGAAGUGUAAGUACUAGUUAUGAUCUUACAAACAACUUCAACUAGAGGUGUUGUAAGAACUAGUUAUCUUACAUAUUUAUUACAAGAAUUUACCUCUUGUUUCCUUUUUCGUCUCUUGUUGGCUUCUUUCUUAUGCAUCCUAAUUAAGUCUGUAACUCGUUGUACCUCAUGCUAGGUAAAUGAAUGAAUGAGUGGUGUAGUGUUGUAGAUGACCUAGAAGAUUCUAGUAAGUAGUACUAGUUAUCUUAGUCUUACAACUUCUAGAUGAAGAUGUGCUAGUUAUCUUACAAGAAUUUACCUCUUGUUCUAAUCCUCGAGCUCUAAGUAGUCAUCUUUUAGGCAAACUGAACAAGAACCAUACAAAUGAAUCGCAGGAGGAGGCUCCUUUGGUGGCGGUGGUAAGGGAGGCUUUGGCGGUGGUGGCAAGCGGGCGCCACGACCGAUCGACUAUAGUGUCGAACAACCUACCACUGAGGAGGACGUUCCUGAGUCCUUGAAGGCAGACUUAGCUGCGCUACAUUAUGAAGAUGAGAGGUGUAAACUAAGUAGAAGUUCUGCAUGUAGAAAAUGAAGACAGGGACAGCAAAGCCAAGGGGAGAAAAAGAAAUAUACUGCAAAUCUUGAUUGGCUUCUUCCUUUCUAUAGGGUUGAGGUUUAGGCCCAGCGGCGCUCAAAGCACUAAAUAAAGAAGCCGGUUCGUUUUUACCUCUAGCGUGUAGCCCUUCCAACAAUAUAUAGAUGCAGCUAGCUCUUGAUCUUUGAUUAAUCACCGUCGAGACAUUUCUCACUCAUAUAUACCUUUACUUCUCAUGCAUCUGAAUAAUCUGUGGCACCAGAUUGCGUGAUCUGCAUCUUCGUCUUCUAAUGAAAGGGUGACAAUUGGGUAUCGAAUAGCGCGUCAUGGCACGAAAGUAGUAAUCGGAUCGUUGUCCGAGGCCUCGAAUGGACAGUUUAUUCGAGACAACAGAAUUAUGGACCACAGGGCUUCUCUAGAGUGCUUAAGCACAACAAUAGUAGUGGCUGCAAAAGUACAUUUUAAUUAAUGUCUUCCUUCCUGCCGAUGAGGAGUACAACAGUAGUACGUUUUAAUAUAUAAUUUCUUCCUUUCUGCCCCUUUUGUAGUUCCUCAUCAAGUAGAAAAAUCAGCUUAAUAUUAAUGUCAAGGACAACUCAGGGAGUAGUGCAAACCAGUACAGAAGGUUAUAUCGAUAGUAGUUGUAGAGACAGCAAUCAAAAAGGGCUGACUUCCUCCGCUCUCAUCUGGAAAAAUGCAGAGGGAAAAGAUUAGAGGAAUGAACGGGAAGAUGCACAACUAAUUAAAUCCUCUGUAAUACCCCACGAAUGGGUACACCACUACUACUACAUAGUCUCACUUCUCUCAUUCAGUUUGUUUUGCUCCGUGCCUUUCUAAUCCUGACACGGCAUGAGCUGGACGAAAAAGUUGUGUUUCAAGCAAGUCGACGACGCCGCCACCCUAUGCGAUUCGAACUUCGUUUCGCAUUUUAUUUUGGUAACACUUAAAUUUUCUUCUUUGUUGUUCCUGCUAAUCCUAUUCCUACCUUCUACAAAUUAUGAUAAAUGAUCUUCGAGGACUGUUGACUAACCACUGGAUCUUCAACAAAGCGAUGACUAUCUAUACACACAGUUAACUGCCAUGUGCUUUCCAUAUCCCCAUAUGCCAACUUGUUCGGAAACGACCCGUAACCCUUAGGAGGAGAGCCAUCCCCGCGAUAGGUUUGCGCUCGUGGGUGUGCGUGUGUUUUCGUUUGGUAGACAACUAAGGUUCUUGCCUCUCGUAUAAUGAAAGUAAGUGACGCCUCGGCAGCAGCUCUUGCCAUAAUGAAUGCUGGAGGCCGGCUCAGCAGCGGGCCGCUGGUGUAAUUCGGCGCGUGCGCUUUGGCCUCGCGGCGGGGCGGGGUUUGGGCUGCUCCCUGCCCUGCCGCACCGUUCACACCCAUCAGCAUUACAGAGCGAGGCUAGGGCGCGGCCGCUAGUCACCCGCUGGAGGGUACGUAUGGGCCAAAGAUUUGGCACCUUGGGGCAUUUCAAAGGCCAUUUUUUUCGAUUUCCAAAUACCCCGAACGCCAUGCCGUGCGGGGUAUUCUGGGCACUGGUCGCUUUGCCCACCAGUGGUGGGCAAUAUUUCCUUUGCUGACAGAACCCCCAGCGGCAUGGCGUAGGGGGUAUUUGGAAAAACCAAAAAUCGCUCUUCAAAAUGCCCCAGGAAGCCUCGCCUUCCACGUCUUUCCGUGGGGAGCAUUUGGAGCAGCAUGGAAUUUGCCCAGAAGCGCUUCCCACGGCUUGCCGUGGGGGGCAUUUUUCCGAUUUUCCGGCGAUUUUGGGGCGAGUUCCUCACGUGUUGGCGUGGGGGGCAUUUUGAGCAACGUGGAAUUUGCCCAGAAGCGCUUUCCACGGCUUGCCGUGGGGAGCAUUUUUCCGAGUUUUCGGCGAUUUUGAUGCGAGCUCCUCGCCUGCUUCUGUGGCAGGUGCGGCGAAAUUCACUGGGCCGCUUUUCAUUCGGAUUCAUGUGCAAUUUCUUGGGUAUUAUAGCUCUCCCCAAUGUCUUCAAAUCGCAGUCGUUUUCGACUGCCCCACUUAAGUGAGCAAAGCACAGCCCAGUUAAUAUAAUACCUAAGUACUUCAAUAGUAAAGACGGCAAUAAUAUAAAAUCCGUCAUCAAUCAACAACACUUGAAAACUACAGCGCGAAGUGUCAAAAGAGAAAGGAGUGGCACUGUGGGAGAGCAGCUCUCGGCCUCAGCAGCAAAUUAAGUGUUAAGGCUAUAACGCUAAUUCUAAUCCAGCACCUUUCUAAUCCAGCAUCUUGGAACACGACCAUAAGAGGAGAACACGACCAGCUUCAUCAAGAUGGAUUCGGGUAGUUUCAAGAUGGCUUAUGGUAGUUUCAAGAUGGCUUAUGGUGUUUCAAGAUGGCUUAUGGUAGUUUCAAGAUGCAUUCGGAUGUUGGCUCUCUUCUAAGAGUGGCAUUGGCAACCAGAUUUAUCUCCAGCUGAGAUUCCAACCAGAGGGUCCAGCGUAGGCUUCGCUAAAGGUGGAGGAGCACCCACUGGAGGCAAGAAGGGACCAAAAGGCGAUGUCGGAUUUAACAAGGGGAAAGGUACUUGCUUUACACUGAUUGUGGUCUACAGUGAUAAUCUAGAUGUUGUAGAUCCUUACUACAGUGAUUAUCUACAGUGAUUAUCUACAGUGAUUAUCUACAGUGAUUAUCUACAGUGAAGAUUUUUAUCUACAGUGAUGAUCUACAGUGAUUAUCUAUUCUACUUUGACAUUCCGUUAUUUCCGAGGUGCACGUGUAGUGAGGAAACAAUUCGAAGCACGACCAGUUCCGAGGUCGUUGCAGUUCCUUUAUCGCUUAAUUAAGGCUCAGCUUUCAAUGGUCAUUGGGGUUGGUCACUGAGAUCGAGGAAGCGACCCUUUUAGAGAACAGGGGAAAAGGAAGGGAAAGGGGAGAGCUUUGAAGGGAGUCUCUUCCGUUCAGCAUCAGUGACCAUUGAAUGCUGAGCUUUAACUUAACAUCACAAGAACAUAAUGAAUCAAUGUGAUCAACACUCUCUCCACCUACUACAACAACACCAACAGGAAUUCUCCCGGCUGCCUCUCGGAUGAAGGGUGGAAAGAAAGGUGCUGAUGAGGAGAAGGGAGAUGACGAACUAACUGAGGAGGACAGAAAAAAGCAAGAGAUGUGGGCAAAAUCUAUUGACAGUUAUGAUUUUGAGGAGGUCCUGCUCUAAGUAAUUUCGAUGAAUUCUUGUUAACUAUAGAAGGACCUCUUAUAGACUCUAUCUGAAAUCUACAGCAGGAACACGACGUACUUCGACUGAGUCCGAAAUCUACAGCAAGAACAGUGUAGCAAGAAUCUGAUAGAGUUCUACCAAAUUUGUCCUCUGCAGGAUCCACGACCUAGCCUCACCUAAAAGUUAUCUACUUUUUUACUUCUUCGGGAAACAUCUAUGUACUAGCUUAGCUGUAGGCAGCACCCCUCUAAAGCAGCCAACUGCAGAGACUCAAAUUAGGGACGGCAGCGGCAGUCGACGGCGAACAGGCUGAAAAAGCCGAAGAAGACGGGGUCACGAAGUCACCCGUUGUAGAUGAGAAGACGGACAAUGAUUAUGGAACUAGGUCACUUGCUAAGUAUAUGCAAAAUCAGCUGUACUAGGUCAGCUCUACUAAGUAUGCAAAACUAGGUCGCCUGCUAAGUAAGCAGCUUCUACUAUUAGCCCUUUGUUCUUGUUCAAAAUGUUCAUAAAGUAGAACAAUGAAUAUUUGAAUAUGAAAGAAGCCCUCGUCUCUUCGACUUAGUCACUAGCCUCCUCUUAGCUUUGACCUACCUACCUCUUCGACUAAGCUACCUAGGGACCGCAGUUUCAUCACACUUUCAGCUACCUCUUCGUCUAACCACCUGCUGGUCCGACUCAAGCGGCCGCAGAUGGAGAGCAGCCUGGCGAAGGUGGGAGAAAUAACGCAACGGCUGAAAGUCUGCUGCUGCAACCGCCUAUGAACGGUACGACGACCACCAUCGUCCAAAACGAUCUAGACAGUACUUCGACUACGAUUGCGACCAAUCACAACAUCUUAUGGAUUCUUUUCGGUUUUUAUAACGCUCAAAGAUGUCUCUGUCUCAAAGAUGACACAGGACAAGCAGUUGUACAGGACAACUAAGGAGUGGAUCCUUAUUAAAAAACUAAACUCUCUGGAUGAAUGUAAGUAUCGGUUGUGCGGGGGAUAACAUGAACUUGUAGACGAUCCCGAUCUAUGAAGUUAUCAGAGUCGAAUCCAUCCUCUAGUCUCGAUUGUGGCGACGAGGCGCGUGAUAUUCAAGACGACCUAGUGGCUACAGGUAUAGUUAUAUUCUAAUUAAAACCAACGCGGUUGCGAAGGUUGAGGUCGAAGCUGACGCAUCGCUAGCUGGAGCUGCUGGAGGUGCGGCGGGACAAGAAGCCUCGAAAGAUGAGCAUGCUGACACUGGUGUGGUAGAAGAUAGUGCGGUAGCUGGUGCAUGAUGAUAGAUCUAGGUUCAUGAUACUAGCUGGAGGUGCGGUACUAGCUCCUGGAGGUGCAUAAUAGUAGAUUCUUGACGAGGUGGAGUCGAGCAGGUUUGUCUGCAAUUGCAAUUGAAGUAGUAGAUGAUAGAUGAUAUAUCAUCAUCUACAUGAUCUACAUGAUCUAGUUGUUCGACUUCGAGGACGAGAUCUAAUCAGAUUUAAGGGGUUCAGUUUUUUUUUCUUUGCUUCCAUAUAGAAUCCUUUGACCUGUUGAUAUCCUUUUCGAAGAAAUGGAUGAUGAACCUGUAGUUGGCGUCUUCGUACUACGUAACUACACGUAAGUAGAAUCUUCGAAGGGGCGUUCGACUUGAAGACGGUGUGGUCCUCAUAGAAGUAGGGCUAAAUCUGAUUACUAUAAUGCGACUGCUGUUUUUUUUUGGAUAUAAUUCAUUCUCAUACAUCAUGAUACAACUAAAAAGCUGAUAUUACUAGACGAGAAGAACGAAACAGAUUAUCAGCUUGAUGUUGCUUUCAAGGAUUGUAUCUUCAACUCUUAUUUUUUUUAUUUUUUGUUCGACCAAGAUCGAAGUAAGGUAUUGAUGAGUCCUUUGUUUGAUUUCAUUUUACCAGAAUAAGAUGAACUGAAGAUGACUACUUCUAUAUGCGACGAAGAUCUUUUGACCUAUUAUUGAGUUAUCAUAAGAAGAUGUGAUAUACCCCUCCCCGAUACUAGUGCUGUACGUAAAAAUCUGACAGCAAGCAGACGACGAUCAUCGAACAUUAUAAGUACUUAAGAAUAUAUCCUUGAACAUUGGUUCAACAAUGAGAACUACUAACUGUAACUAUUUUUUCAUUUUCAACUUCAACAAGAACUUCAAAUUCAUCAACUUAUCACAAACUUUGACAUUCAUGUUGCAGUUGCUGCACUAAAACUCGAUGCUAUUCAACUAAAUUCUUUUCUUAUUUUUAGCAAUGGAAAAACCCAUCUCAAGUCUUCACCUCACUGGAACCCCAAUCAAGUCUUCAUUUUACAACCAGUACUUACGAACUUACCCUUAGGUAUACAACUAGGUCUCCUCGUGUGCACGAAGUGAAGAGGCACACGAAUACACGACUGCGCUUGGAAUGUGUUUGAAGUAGUAGACAUGAAACAAGAUGACAUUCCUCGAGAGCAAAGAGACUGAACAAAGUAGCAAGAAACUGAGAGAGGAAAC
Amoebophrya sp. A25 is the source of this 8362-nucleotide messenger RNA. Lineage: Eukaryota; Dinophyceae; Syndiniales; Amoebophryaceae. The record is from the annotation of a GenBank genome assembly.